Molecule: messenger RNA, 2396 nt
Organism: Oncorhynchus keta (chum salmon)
Lineage: Eukaryota; Metazoa; Chordata; Actinopteri; Salmoniformes; Salmonidae
Gene: commd2
Product: COMM domain containing 2
Exons: 5
Coding region: 160-762 (200 amino acids)
Source: RefSeq, a predicted model, not a curated record
UUGUUUCUUUCGAAUUGUAUGGGCUGUAGAAUUUUGUUCCUGGUGGUCAUGUGAUUUUGAUCAGCCUAGUUAGCUAACUGAUAAAAGUCAACAUUUCAUUCUGUAGUAGGUACAUUUUGUCGACUUUGCACAAUAAGAGUUAGACUAUAACUUACAAUAAUGCUGUUGGUGUUAUCUGACGAACAUAAGGAGCACCUGGGGUUUCUGCCAGAGGUGGACUCUGCGGUGGUUGCUGAAUUUGGACGAAUAGCGGUUGAGUUCCUGCGAAAGGGAACAAACCCUAAGAUCUAUGAGGGGGCUGCCAGGAAGCUGAGUGUUGACGCAGAGACCGUACAGCAUGGUGUGGAGGGACUCAUGUACCUGCUCACCGAGAGCUCCAAACUCAUGAUCUCUGAGGUGGACUUUCAGGACUCAGUGCUGGUGCUGGGCUUCACCGAGGAGCUGAACCACCUGCUGCAGCAGCUCUACCUGGAAAACAGGAAGGAGAUCCGACACAUCCUGGGUGAACUCACCCCCUCACUGCCACACUACCACAACCUGGAGUGGAGGCUGGACGUUCAGCUGGCUAGUCGUGCCCUCCGGCAGCAGGUUAAGCCUACAGUGACUAUGAAGCUGCACCUGGAGGAGAGUGGAGGUGAUAAGAGUGCUAAGGUACUACAGACUGACCCUGCCACCCUGAUGCACCUCAUCCAGGAGCUGGAGAAGGCCCUAGCUGAGCUCAAGACCACACAUUGCCGCAGGAUCCUACGCAACAUCAAAUAGGGACCUCCGACUGACACAACUAUUGUCCGUUAUUGAACUGGGACAUCACUAAUCUGGACGCGUGCAACAUCAAAUCCGUUGGACACAGAUUCCUGUGCAACAUCAAACAGGGUUCUAUUCCUUGACCCCGGAACCCUAUGUAAGAGCAAAUAGGGUCCCCCCUGACAUGAAAUUAUUUCUCAACUUUGAAUUGAGCUCUGCCAGCAGAGGGCGCUACAGCUUACCCUGCAUCAGGAAUAGCAGGGAUAGGAGAUGGGCCACUAUCACAUAUGCUUAUGUCUCCUUGUCUCCUUUUUUACUUUCUGUUUGGAUCAAGACCCGUAGCCACGGAGUGUCUUGGAGUAUCUAGGAUCAGUUUAGCCUUUUUAGAUCAUAAUGAAUCAGAUUUAUAUGGACAGAUCCUAGAUCAGCUCUCACCUACUCUGAGACGCUUUGUGGACACAGGCCCUGGGAGAGCUGAUCAGGAAAAGUGAAAUAAAAAUGGCAGAGGCCACCUGGGGUAUGCUAUCACCUGUGCAGUUUUAUUCCGAUCAGGGAGGGAGAUGAUGCCACACUAAGGUGUUGAGAUGUAGACAUGUAAAGGCAUUGCAAUUCUAAUUCACUUAGCUAAUGGCAAUCACAAUAACCAGAUCAGAAUUAGGUGGGAGGUUAUUUUGGGCAUUUCUAAUGUUGAAUGUUGAGGUUACUGAUGGAUAUUUUCUAACCUUGUGGAAACACAGCACUUGGCAAAAGCCCUCAGUUGUAAUCAUGCAGUGCUUUUGCAUUCAAUUUCUUUGAUCAUUGAAUUUGUUCACCUUCACAUGUAAAAGUGUUAAUUGUAUUUUAUAUCACGUUUUUUGUGCUAACUUUUGAUUCUUUUGAAUCCUUGAUUCUUUUCACGGACCAAUUGACCCUUUGCUAAGCCCUGCCCCAGAAUGUUGGGCAACCAAUCGCAUCACUCAACUGGAUAGCAACUGUCAUCAUGUCCGACUCGGACAAGCUCCGGUUUAAAUCACAUGAAAUCCAGUGAGGACUAUGGGGAAAAAACUAACAGGUUUCUUUAAAAACAACAUUUUGCCAAAAUGGCUAAAUAACUUAACAGUGCAGCAGGAGUACUUGAUACUGUGAUUCCUGAAAUACAGAGCCUGUUGAUGGAGUAUUUUUCAAAUCUGAAAUUAUACUAAUAACAUUGCCAGUUCAGCUGGGUAGCAAACUUUGUCUCAUUGGUCACCCAAAAUGUAGCUGACGCUAGCUAGCUAGCCAGCCACUUAAUAUAACUUGUUUUCUCAAUGUAUGUUAGCUAGCUAAUUUAUCAAUGUUAUGAAUACAACUCCUUCCUAUCUGGUCUCGACAUCAGGAUAUGAUUUGAAAGCGCUAGUUGGCUCCAAAGCACUGGAAAAUGUUUUUCGAUGUUGCAACAGUAACCAAGGAGGGGGCGGGCAUAGAGAAGGGUCACUUAUGGAGGAGGACGGUGAGAGAACACUGCACUGUAUAAUGUAGCGGAUUCAGAAUGUGUUCUUUCUGUUAUACAUCAAGUGUUAAUUUUUUUGUUUUAAUUCUGCAUGUCUGACUAAUGUAUUCUUCUAGGAUUUCUGAUUAUAUUUGAGUGGCUGAAUGUUACUUUGAAUUUUAUAAAGCAAAGAAGUUAAAAUGUU